AGGGGAGGAGAGGACACUGAGACACCCUCGGGGUGGCAGGAGAAGGGGCUGGAGGGGGACACCGGGGCCAGGAGCAGCCAUGGGGGACGCCUUCAUCCGGCACAUCGAGCUGCUGGGCUACGAGAAGAGGUUUUUCCCCAGCCAGCACUACGUCUACAUGUUCCUGGUGAAGUGGAAUGACCUCUCCGAAAAGCUCGUCUACCGCCGGUUUACUGAGAUAUAUGAGUUUCACAAAGCCCUGAAGGAGAUGUUCCCCAUUGAAUCCGGCGACAUCAACACGGAGAACCGGAUCAUCCCGCACUUGCCAGCCCCGAAGUGGUUUGACGGGCAGCGCUCGACCCAGAACAGGCAGGGCACGCUGGCCGAGUACUGCUACACCCUGGUCAACCUGCCCCACAAGAUCUCCCGGUGCCUUCACGUGGUCAACUUCUUCAAGGUCCGUCCCGACGACACGAACCCCAUCACGGACAGCCAGAUCAGGAAGCCCGAGGUCUUCCUCCUGCCAAAGGAUGCCAAGAAAAGCUCCACCGACAUCACAGGCCCCAUCGUCCUGCAAACGUACCGAGCCAUCGCCGACUACGAGAAGAGCUCCAGAUCUGAGAUGGCUCUAAAUACUGGGGACUUGGUGGACGUCGUGGAGAAGAGCGAGACUGGCUGGUGGUUUUGCCAGUUGAGGAAUAAACGGGGUUGGGUGCCAGCCGCCUACCUGGAGCCCAUGGAUGGUCCCGAUGAGUCUGAAGAGCAGGAGCCCAACUACGCAGGUGAGAAAUACAUUGUCCAGAAAAGCUACACAGCUGUGGAGGAGGACGAGCUGACCCUCAAGGAGGGUGAUACCAUCGAAGUCAUCCACAAGCUCCUUGAUGGCUGGUGGGUCAUCAGGAAGGAUGAAACCACGGGUUAUUACCCCUCCAUGUACCUGCAGAAAGCCGGGGAGGAGAACACCUCUGUGAAGAGUCAGCUGAGGAACCGGAGCGCUCCUCCACGAAGAUCCACCGUCCGAAACGCCAAGAGCAUCCACAAGCAGGGCCGGAAGCAGAUCAGCCAGGAGACCUACAGGAGGAACAGCAAGAGGUACCUCCAGAGCCGGAGGAACAUGAAGGAAAAAAUCCACAACAAGGCCAAUGCCAUCAUUGAGAAAAAUGAGCAAGAGGAGAACAAGCCCAAGGCUCAGCCCGCUGUUCCUCCCCGUCCCAGCAAAGACCUCAUCCUGAACCGCUGCACCGAGAGCACCCGGAGAAAGAUCCUGUGAUGCCUCAGCCCCCCAGACCAUCCAGCCCAUGCUUUAUCUCCACUAGCUCCUGUGCAGCCGGGGCUCAGAGACAGACUGUGGGAUCCAGGUGGCUCUGGCAGCCAUCACAGGCCCCAGGGGGCUGCUGGCCAGAUUGGCACAACGCAGCGUCUAUCUUCAUCCACUGGCACCAGGAACCUGAGAUGUUCUAAUGACGCCAUGAAGGGACCCAGCCCCGUUCUACCAGCUCUGGGGGGCGCUGAGGCCUCCACAGCCAUUGGGGACCUCUCACCACUAGACUCCAUUUUAUCCCCUAUUUGUAUUUUGAAUGAUGUUCCGUUUUUCACCAAUAAAGGAGAGACACUUUGUAGA
Messenger RNA from Calidris pugnax (ruff), 1600 nucleotides. It is a transcript of the gene NCF1, whose product is annotated as neutrophil cytosolic factor 1. Gene Ontology annotation, cellular component: cytoplasm; NADPH oxidase complex. Gene Ontology annotation, molecular function: phosphatidylinositol binding; protein binding; superoxide-generating NADPH oxidase activator activity. Bases 80 to 1249 code for a protein of 389 amino acids. Gene Ontology annotation, biological process: respiratory burst; superoxide anion generation. The record is from RefSeq and is a predicted model, not a curated record. The transcript has 11 exons. NCBI's taxonomy places the organism in Eukaryota, Metazoa, Chordata, Aves, Charadriiformes, Scolopacidae.